Messenger RNA from Populus euphratica (Euphrates poplar), 1233 nucleotides. Its product is annotated as aldose 1-epimerase-like. Bases 57 to 1136 code for a protein of 359 amino acids. The transcript is spliced from 4 exons. Gene Ontology annotation, biological process: beta-D-galactose catabolic process via UDP-galactose, Leloir pathway; glucose metabolic process. Gene Ontology annotation, molecular function: aldose 1-epimerase activity; carbohydrate binding. The record is from RefSeq and is a predicted model, not a curated record. Lineage: Eukaryota; Viridiplantae; Streptophyta; Magnoliopsida; Malpighiales; Salicaceae.
GACAUAAAUCCCCUUCGUAUAAAAAAAAAAUUCAGAUUUGCCAAAAAAAAAUAAAAAUGGCCAAGGUAACUGUGUUGCUUUGCUUUUGCGUUCUAGCAGUCUUUGGUUCUGUUAAGGCCCACACAGAAAAGGGAAAGGUUGGUAUCUAUGAGCUUAAGAGAGGAGAUAUGUCCUUGAAGUUUACCAAUUGGGGGGCAACUCUUGUCUCCUUCGUUCUCCCUGACAAAAAUGGAAAGCUGAUUGAUAUUGUCCUUGGAUACGAUACAAUAAACCAGUACAAGAACGAUACAACAUAUUUUGGAGCCAUUGUUGGACGGGUUGCUAACAGAAUUAAGGGUGCUCAAUUUAAGCUAAAUGGACACACAUAUAAGCUAGUUCCCAAUGAAGGGAAAAACAUGCUUCAUGGUGGUCCAAAGGGAUAUGCUGAUGUUGUUUGGGAAGUGACCAAGUAUCAGAACAAGGGUCAUAAACCUCACAUUGUUUUUAGCUAUCACAGUUUUGAUGGGGAAGAAGGAUUUCCUGGAGAGAUCCUAGUCACUGUCAGGUACACUCUCCUUGCAGAAAACCAAGUGACUGUUGUAAUGAAAGCCAAAAAUAUUGGUAACAAGGCAACCCCUGUAAAUAUUGCCAACCAUGCUUACUGGAACCUGGGAGGCCAUAACAGGGGCGGCAUCUUGUCUGAAAAGAUUCAGAUUUUUGCGUCCAAUUACACACCUGUUGAUAGCGACCUUAUUCCAACUGGAAAAAUCGAAGCUGUGAAGGGAACUCCAUUUGAUUUCCUCAAACCCAAGGCCAUUGGAAGCAGGACCAAGCAACUUCCUAAAGGUUAUGAUAUCAACUAUGCUCUUGAUGGGGUUCAUGGUGGCAAGAUUAGGAAAGCAGCAGUGUUGCACGACGAGAAGUCUGGAAUUGAAAUGGAGCUCUCGACAAACGCCCCUGGGUUGCAAUUCUACACUGGUAACAUGAUCAAGGAUGUGAAGGGAAAAGAUGGAUUUGUGUACAAGGCUCAUGCAGCUCUAUGCUUGGAGACUCAAUGGUAUCCUGACUAUCUUAAUCAACCCGACUUCCCUCAAUCUAUUGUGGAGCCUCGAAAGAACUACAAACAUGUAAUGUUGUACAAAUUUUCAACACAUUAAGGGCAUUUAGGAGUUAAAUCUUAAUAUGCUACAUAUAAUGAUAUGAAUUAAAAAAAUGUAUAUUUUUAAUAAAACAAACCCGAAUGUUCUUAUUCAA